Molecule: messenger RNA, 1623 nt
Organism: Podarcis raffonei (Aeolian wall lizard)
Lineage: Eukaryota; Metazoa; Chordata; Lepidosauria; Squamata; Lacertidae
Exons: 7
Coding region: 131-790 (219 amino acids)
Biological process (GO): ribosomal large subunit assembly
Cellular component (GO): nucleolus
Molecular function (GO): protein binding
Source: RefSeq, a predicted model, not a curated record
CCCACCUGUGUUGGAUCAAAAUUCUGAAACAUUGGCAUCAAGCUGUGUUCAAGAUGAGAAGACCCAGGGCACUUCAAGCAGUUGUGUAGCAGGUUUCACCUGCAGAACAGUGCUGUGCGGGCACACGGGCAUGGUGACAGCACUUGCUGUGGCAGCCGGCGAUGCUGGACUGUACUUCCCCUACCUGCUUAGUGGAGGAUGGGAUGGAAAGCUGUGUCUUUGGGACCUGCACAACCACUCUUUGCAAAACGCCUUUUCCAGUCUACCUGAGGACAACGGGCCCAUCCUGGAUAUGGCCUACUCCCCAAAGAGGAGGGAAUUUGCUUUCUCUUCUAGCACUGGCAGAGUUUUUAUCUGUGCUUUCAAUCCUCACUGUGCUGAACUGGUGCUCCUGGCUGAGCUCUGUGGGCACAAAGCUGCUGUCGUAGCCUUGGUCUGGCACCCACUAGAGGACAAGUGGGUUAGCGGUGCUGAAGAUGGCUCCAUUCGGCUCUGGAGCGAAGAUGGUGGAUGCUGUGUGCAGAACCUGAGAGCCUCCAGAGGGAUUACUUGCCUCUGCAUCGACCAGGUCAAUGGCUGCAUUCUUGCAGGGGUCCAUGAUACCAUCAGGGUUUAUGAUCCAAAUUCUGGAGUGCAGGUGCAAAGUUACACAGGGCACCAAGAUUCCGUCAAGGGACUCAUCCAUGUCCCAGAAAUGGAGCAGUAUGUGUCGGUCUCUCUAGAUGGCACAGUGUGCAUGUGGAAGGCCUAUCGCCCGGGGGAGCAGCUCGCGACCCAGGUCAGGUGGUGACUUCAAUCUCCUGCUGGGUGCUACCCAGGACCUAGACUCUGAGACUCUCAGCUUCCAUUUUAACAAAGAGCACAUUUCCAUCCUUUGUGGUUGUGCAGGAAAGCUUCAAAAGACGUGUGUUCAGCAUGCUCAGAAGCUAGUGAAACAACUAGGUGGGGCUUCCAGUGGUCAAGGGUGAGGCUUCUGUGCUCUGAUGCUUCCUGUCCCCUCCCCAUAGUCCUUGCUUCUGUGUCUCUCUUUCCUCCCCUUUUACUGCCGUCACAGUCCCUGCAAGCAUAUUCUGUGAAAUGACAUUUGCAAUGAGAAUAACUUGUGCCGACCAAGAACAUACAAGCUAAUGUGGAUAAUUAACUGUGAUCUUUUCUUUGGUGCUGUCUUCUGCCCGUGCCCAUGUCCUGCUGCACUUAAAUUAGAUUUGAGCUUACACAUUCAAGGCAGAAUGCAAGAACUUCAAAAGGCCAGACACAGCCAGUGAUUAGGUGCCCCCAGCCAGCCUGAAAUGUGGCAGGAAGCUUUCAUGUCAAUGAGUCAUCUCUGUAUAAGCAAUUUGCACUCAUAUUCUAAGAAAUAAUGCAGCCUAGCCAGGAAAGGUUAAAAAUUAAAAACAGCAGUAAACGCUGAUGCAUAUUGAUUGAAAUUCUUUUCCGGACCCAUGAUCAAAGUUGUUAGUGCAGUAAACAUGCAGCUGUUAGCCACUGGCUAGGCCAGGGGUAGGCAACCUAAGGCCUGGGGGCCGGAUGCGGCCCAAUCGCCUACUAAAUCCGGCCCGCAGACGGUCUGGGAAUCAGUGUGUUUUUACAUGAGUAGAAUGUAUCCUUUUUUAAAAAAAUGCA